AUGGCUGUUGCUGUCUCAAGGGAUCUGUCAGUACAGGUGCUUGAGGAUUCGAAUACGGUUAAACUGACCAACAACCAGCAAAAUUUACGUGAUGGCAAACAGAGAGGUCAACCCAAAUGUAUCGGGGUGAGUCAGAUGAUGCUGGGCCUGAUGGUCAUUUCCUACUCUAUUCCACUACACUUAAUCAACUUUACUGAAGUGGUUUCCUUUGGCGUGCCAUGGUGGAGUGGGAUAGUGUUUAUAACAACUGGAGUGGUUGCCCUCAUCUUCAACAAGCGUUGUACCACAAGGACUUACCAAGCAUCCCUGCUGGUGAAUGGUGCUUCCAUAGUGUUCUCCAUUAUUGCCGUCAUCAUAUAUUCUGUGGAUAUACACAAAGAGCCCACAGAAGCAUGUGCGAGCUUGGACAGCACCUGUAAUGCACACUUCUAUGCCACAAAACUGAGCAGUGGACUAAAAUCCUCUCUACUAGUCUUCACCUUGGCCCAGACUGCUGUCUCUGCCUUUCUCUGCUUCCAUCUGUACAGAAUGAAGCAUACCUUUGGAUUGUACAAUCCUUUCUCUGAAGCUACUUCCUCUACUCCCACAACACUCACCUGA
Molecule: messenger RNA, 600 nt
Organism: Nerophis lumbriciformis (worm pipefish)
Lineage: Eukaryota; Metazoa; Chordata; Actinopteri; Syngnathiformes; Syngnathidae
Source: RefSeq, a predicted model, not a curated record